Messenger RNA from Aspergillus oryzae RIB40, 468 nucleotides. RefSeq lists its product as uncharacterized. The transcript has 2 exons. Lineage: Eukaryota; Fungi; Ascomycota; Eurotiomycetes; Eurotiales; Aspergillaceae. The record is from RefSeq and is a predicted model, not a curated record. The coding region runs from base 1 to 468 and encodes 155 amino acids.
AUGGUCAUACAAUUGCCCGGCCAGCAACAUCGUUGGAUACCCAUCAUGAGGAAGACUCAAGCAUUUUGGGGAAGAGAAAGGGUAGGCGACAAUUUCACUUUGAUUCCCCUGAUUUCGCAAUUCUCGCAAACCCGUCAUUAUCAGGAAGCAUACAUGCACAUGUCCCACAAGGUCGGUCGGGAGCUCAGCGGUAUUCUUCUCAAGAAUAUGAAGGGCCCGUGCGACCUGAUUACCAGGAAACCUCCUCCUGUGCCUCAGUUUCUCACGAAAGAUUCCAUGAUCACCUCUUUUAACUGCUCUACAGGUGCCGAAUGGGACCAGGAAACACGCGAGAAGACGAUGGAAGAGUUCUUCAACGCCUUUGUCUCUCGAGUAAGUCAGGCUGGCCAAGAGAGUUUCGGGCUCAAAGAAACCGUGGAGCUGUACAAAUCAAGAGGUAAUCAUCCAGGAUCCACCAAUAGGCUGUAA